AGCAUAAAGAUGCUGAAGGGUGUUUGGUUGCUCAGUGUGUUCACAGUGGCUGGGAUCUCGCAGACGGAGAGCCGCAAACCUGCCAAAGACAUUUGCAGCAAGAGCCGCUGCCCUUGUGAGGAGAAGGAGAACGUGCUGAAUAUUAAUUGCGAAAACAAGGGAUUUACAACCGUCAGUCUCCUCUUGCCGCCCCCCUCCAAGAUCUAUCAGCUCUUCCUCAAUGGCAAUGCCUUUACUCGCCUCUUCCCCAAUGAGUUUGUCAAUUAUUCCAAUGCCGUGACUCUGCACCUGGGCAAUAAUGACAUGUUAGAGAUCCGAACUGGGGCCUUCAUAGGUCUUCGAACCCUUAAGAGGCUACACCUCAACAACAACAAGCUGGAAAUCUUAAGAGAGGACACUUUCCUGGGCCUGGAGAGCCUGGAGUACUUACAGGCUGACUACAAUUAUAUCAGUGCUAUCGAGGCUGGGGCUUUCAGCAAACUCAACAAGCUGAAAGUGUUGAUCCUCAAUGACAAUCUCCUGUUGUCAUUGCCUAGCAAUGUGUUCCGAUUUGUCCUGUUGACUCACCUGGACCUCAGAGGGAACAGGUUGAAGAUGAUGCCUUUUGCUGGUGUCUUGGAGCAUAUUGGAGGCAUCAUGGAGAUCCAGCUAGAGGAGAAUCCAUGGAACUGUACCUGUGACCUUCUGCCUCUCAAAGCUUGGCUAGAUACCAUCACUGUUUUUGUUGGAGAGAUUGUUUGUGAAACACCUUUCAGGUUGCAUGGCAAAGAUGUCACCCAGCUCACAAGGCAAGAUCUCUGCCCUCGGAAAAGUGCAGGUGAUUCUAACCAGAGGGAGAAGCACCCUUCCCACUCAGACACACACAUCCAUAGAUUGCCCCCGACAGCUAAUUCUGCCGUUGGAGCCACCAGAGCCCCCAAAGCCAGCCGCCCACCUAAAACAAGGAACCGCCCAACACCAAGGGUCACAGUGUCAAAAGAUAGGCAGAUAUUUGGACCAAUCAUGGUUUACCAGACGAAGUCCCCUGUGCCACUCACUUGUCCAACAGGCUGCGUCUGCACUUCUCAGAGUUCCGACAAUGGGUUGAAUGUCAAUUGUCAAGAGAAAAAAAUAAGCAACAUCUCUGAUCUCCAUCCUAGACCCACAAGCCCAAAGAAACUCUAUCUUACAAGUAAUUACUUGCAAACUAUUUACAAAACAGAUCUCUUGGAAUACAGCUCAUUGGACUUGUUGCAUUUGGGCAACAACAGGAUCGCUGUGAUCCAAGAAGGUGCCUUCUCAAACCUUACCAGUUUGCGCCGCCUGUAUCUCAAUGGCAAUUACCUUGAGAUCCUGUACCCUUCCAUGUUUGAAGGGCUACACAGCUUGCAGUACCUCUACUUAGAGUACAACGUGAUCAAGGAUAUCCUGCCACACACUUUUGAUGCUCUGGGUAACCUUCACCUGUUAUUUCUGAACAACAACCUGCUGAGAUCUUUGCCAGACAAUGUGUUUGGGGGGACCACACUGACCAGACUUAACUUGAGGAACAACCAUUUCUCAUAUUUGCCUGUGCGAGGAGUCCUUGACCAGCUGUCAGCUCUGAUUCAGAUUGACCUUCAGGAAAACCCUUGGGAUUGUACUUGUGACAUCAUGGGGCUGAGGAACUGGAUAGAGCGGGUCACAGAGCAGAACUCCCAGCUAUCGGGACCCCCUGUUGUCAUCAAUGAAGUGGUCUGUGAUUCACCAGCUAAGCACGCUGGAGAGCACCUGAAGUCGCUGAGCAAGGAGGCCAUCUGCCCCGAGAACCCCAAUCUGUUAGAUUCUUCUCUCUUGUCACCGAUUCUGAACACAGAUGCACCGCAUGCCUUCAGUGUCUUCCCCAGCUCCUAUCCGGAAAUACGCACCGAAGUCCCACUCUCUGUCUUAAUUCUGGGCCUGCUGGUUGUGUUUAUUUUGUCAGUCUGUUUUGGGGCUGGCCUGUUUGUCUUUGUCCUCAAACGCCGGAAGGGCAUGCCAAGUGUGCCCAGCAGUGCCAACAACCUAGACGUAAGUUCGUUCCAGUUGCAGUACGGGUGUUACAACAGUGAGACACAUGAUAAAACUGAAGGGCAUGUGUAUAAUUACAUCCCGCCUCCAGUUGGCCAGAUGUGCCAGAAUCCUAUCUACAUGCAGAAGGAAGGAGACCCGGUGGCUUACUACAGGAACCUGCAUGAGUAUAGCUAUAGCAAUCUUGAACCUAAAAAGGAGGAAUCGGCCAGCCUAGCAUUUACAAUCACUGCAGCAGAAAUGCUGGAAAAACAGACCUUUUCCAGGGAACCUGAGCUGUUGUAUCAAAACAUUGUGGAGAGGGUGAAAGAACUGCCGAGUGGAAGCCUCGUCCAUUAUAACUUUUGUACCCUGCCCAAGCGGCAGUUUGCCCCUUCCUAUGAAUUGAGACGACAAAACCAGGACAGGCUAAAUAAAACAGUUUUGUACGGGACUCCUAGGAAAUAUUUUGCAGAACAGUCCAAACCUGAGCUUCCUUUGCUGCAAGGAAAACUACAGACUGAACCAGACUACCUCGAAGUUCUGGAAAAACAAACAGCUAUUAGUCAGCUGUGA
Gekko japonicus is the source of this 2583-nucleotide messenger RNA. It is a transcript of the gene SLITRK2, whose product is annotated as SLIT and NTRK like family member 2. The coding region runs from base 10 to 2583 and encodes 857 amino acids. Gene Ontology annotation, cellular component: glutamatergic synapse; membrane. The transcript has a single exon. Gene Ontology annotation, biological process: axonogenesis; regulation of presynapse assembly; positive regulation of synapse assembly. Gene Ontology annotation, molecular function: protein binding. NCBI's taxonomy places the organism in Eukaryota, Metazoa, Chordata, Lepidosauria, Squamata, Gekkonidae. The record is from RefSeq and is a predicted model, not a curated record.